AUGUCAGCCGUGCGGAGGAAGUUCGGGGACGAGUACCAGGCCGUGGGCCUCGCUCGCUGCAGCGCCCGCAGAGAGCGGCAGCGCUUCGUGGACAAGAACGGGCGCUGCAACGUGCAGCACGGGAACCUGGGCGGCGAGAGCAGCCGCUACCUCUCCGACUUCUUCACCACGCUGGUGGACCUCAAGUGGCGCUGGAACCUGCUCAUCUUCCUGCUGACCUACACGGUGGCCUGGCUGGUGAUGGCCUCCAUGUGGUGGGGCAUCGCCUACCUGCGCGGUGACCUGCACCAGGCGCACGGUGACACCUACAGCCCGUGUGUGGCCAACGUGUACAACUUCCCCUCCGCCUUCCUCUUCUUCGUAGAGACCGAGGCCACCAUCGGCUACGGGCACCGCUACAUUACGGAGCGCUGUCCCGAGGGCAUCGUGCUGUUCCUCUUCCAGUCGCUGCUGGGCUCCGUGGUCGAUGCGUUCCUCAUCGGCUGCAUGUUCAUCAAGAUGUCGCAGCCCAAGAAGCGAGCUGAGACCCUCAUGUUCAGCCGUGCCGCCGUCAUCUCGCAGCGGGAUGCCAAGCUCUGCCUCAUGUUUCGUGUGGGCAACCUCCGCAACAGCCACAUGGUGUCCGCCCAGAUCCGCUGCAAGCUCAUCAAGUCCAGACAGACACCGGAGGGAGAAUUUCUGCCACUAGACCAGUGUGAACUGGAUGUUGGAUUUGGAACUGGGGCUGAUCAGCUGUUUUUAGUUUCCCCUUUAACCAUCUGUCAUGAAAUUAACUCAGAGAGCCCCUUUUUCUGUCUCUCACAAAGAUCACUGAGGAGUGAGCAAUUUGAAAUAGUUGUCAUCCUGGAAGGAAUCGUUGAGACUACCGGAAUGACGUGCCAAGCCAGGACCUCGUACACAGAAGAUGAAGUCCUUUGGGGUCACAGGUUCCUCCCAGUAAUGUCUCUGGAAGAUGGCUUUUUCCGUGUCGAUUAUUCUCAGUUUCACGCCACGUUUGAAGUCCCCACUCCUCCUUACAGUGUUAAAGAGCAAGAAGAAAAUCUUUCCCAGUCAACUCUCUUGAACAGUCCUUUUGAAAAGAAAACCAGAAGAGAACAGGUUUGUCCGCUCGACUGUGCCGAUAUUACAGGAGAGAAGAACAAGCUCCCUGCUAAACUUCAGAAGAUCAGCUCGAGGAAGGAAGGCCUUCCACCAAGAGCCCUGAGAAUGGGUUCCAGUAACAUGGAGAAGACUUCCAGUACUGGAGAUCUCUUGAAAAUUCAAGAAAUAAGUCCCAUCUCUGAUGGUGAAGACAGUGAUAACAGGAUGCAGCUUAAAGCCUUAAAAAUAAAUGCCAAGGCUCUGACUCAGUCUACCAGCGACCUCGAGUUACAGAAGGAUUUUCCAGGUAUGGGUGCUCUGGAGGUGAAACUGGAAGAUAAUUUUCCUGCCAAACUUUGAAAAAUGAACUCUGAUCACUUCUUUUAAGAGCUGAAGAAACAGGAGCUGUUGCUGAUAACUGCAUUGGAGACUGCUGCCCUGAAAGAGUUGUUCCACAGUAAAGUCACAACUUGGCUUUGCUACUUUCAGGAAGAAUGAUCCUUUCUGUAUAAUUGUUCUGUACAGAUCCAAUUUAGGUAGCAUAACAGGACCUUGAGGGGCAGGAAGGUUACCCCUCAUGCCAAAGAGAUUCCUACCCUGAUGAUAUUUAUCAGCAUGCUCAUUGCAAAUCUCCCCUGUCUUCCAUGUGUGCAGAUAAUUUUUCACAAAGCAAGGAUCAGAUGCUUAUCACAGAGCAAAAUGUUCAGAGAUGAAACCUAGAAGGGUGUAACAGCAGCUGAAAGCUGGUUUUGUGCAGCUCAGAUCCUGGACUGCUCCUGAUGUACAGAACACAAGAGGAAAAUGUGACACUGCUCAUUCCUAGUCCAGUUCUCAGUGACCCCGUUGGAAAGAGACCUUCCUGGUGCAUCCUUCUUUCCCUGUGACUGUGGCACACUCCCUCUGUGCUCCCAACAUCUCAUCCAUGAUCAUUCAGGUACAGGAAGCAGUGUGCAAUAACCAUUUGGGUCAUUUGACCUACGUGAGCUCUUGUAAACAUGAGGAUCAUUUACCCUGUCCAAAAUUAGACCUCAGACCAAAUUUGAUUUGGUGGAUCACAUGCUGAAUUUUAAUGACCAUAUCACCACUCACUGUGAAGGAAACUUCAGAUGGUAGCUCAGCUUCAUGGCAUGUUUUAUACUGCAACUACCUGAAAUUGCAGUUUGGAGACAUUGUAAGUAAAUAAAUAAAGGCAAAAUGCUAAAUAAUGCUCCAUCAUUACACAUCUCAGAGUUUUACUAAUGGAUUGUAGUCUUUUGAUGUUGCUGAUUUUCAUUUUGGUACAUUUGCCUUCUCCAUUUAUAUAUGACUCUCAAUAAUUUGGUAGAUUUGAUAUUUAUUGCUAUUCAGCUCAAUCCACCUCUGUCUGUGAGAGAGGCUUUUCCUUUCCUGGUUGGUAGUAAUUAUAAACACACCCUGCUGUUUUGUAAAUGGUGUUCAGUGGGGUGUUCAUCACCAGAGCAUUAGCAAAGCACUCUCCAAGAGAAGGAUCAAAUUCUGCUCUUGUUAUGUGGACAAAAGUCAGUCAAAUUUAAAGGGGUGGCAGUGGCCAUGUUGUUUGGCAAAGCAUUCCUUGGUGGUAAAGUGAUGUAUCCAAGCUAGGAAUAGCUUGGCUUGCAGAGCUCGCUAUUUCUUGCUUUUGAUCUGUCUUCAGUGUGAAACUGGAAAAUGCUAUUUUAUGCAGGGAUAAGAUGUGCUGUUUGUUGUUGUUUAUCUGUUCUCAACGUGAAUUUCAACAAUAUAUAUGUGCUAAAAUCUGUAUUUUCGUUUAUCAGCUGUAUUUGUAUGGAGUAUUUAGAUGACAGCAUGAAGUCUUAAAUGAUGAUGACUCUCCCUACU
Pseudopodoces humilis (Tibetan ground-tit) is the source of this 2916-nucleotide messenger RNA. RefSeq names its product G protein-activated inward rectifier potassium channel 1-like. Gene Ontology annotation, cellular component: plasma membrane. Gene Ontology annotation, biological process: regulation of monoatomic ion transmembrane transport; potassium ion import across plasma membrane. The record is from RefSeq and is a predicted model, not a curated record. Gene Ontology annotation, molecular function: G-protein activated inward rectifier potassium channel activity. NCBI's taxonomy places the organism in Eukaryota, Metazoa, Chordata, Aves, Passeriformes, Paridae.